AGUCUAUGGACAACAGACAGUAGCGCAGCUAGACAGCUGGUGGGAUAAGCCCUCGGCCUCUCAGCCCUUCAAUAUAUUUAUAGCUACCAUUAAUAAAGGGAGAUUCCAGGAGUUUAGGUUCCAGAGACGAAUCCACUAUAGAGCAAAAACUAUUUGCUACAGUGCUGUGUAAUCAACAUUAAUUAAAGGACUAGUCACCACCUAGCAGAGAUGGCCCAGGAGACCAAUCAGAGCCAAGUGCCCAUGCUCUGCACCAUGGGCUGCGGUUUCUACGGCAACCCCCGGACCAGCGGCAUGUGCUCGGUGUGCUACAAGGAGCACCUGACCAGACAGAACAACGGGGGCGUGAGCCCCCUCAGUGCCAUGGGUGGCAGCGUGUCCAACAGCCCCACGGCCGAGGCUGCAGCCUUCCAGAGAAUAGAGGCCACCCUGAACAACGCCGUGGCUGCUGCUGCUGCAGAGGCCGCCAGUGGAGCUGCUGCUGCGGCUGCCGCAUCACUUCCUGUCACCCAGCAGAUGACGGAGAUGAGCAUUUCCUGUGAGGACGAGGCGUCGUCGCCCGCAGCAGAGCUGGCAGGACCUGUAGUGACCCAGCCCACGGCGUUGGCCUCCCCCCCCGGGGGCUCGGGCAGCGAGGAGCCCAGCCCCCUUGAGCCCACCAAACCCAAGAAGAACAGGUGCUUCAUGUGCCGCAAGAAGGUCGGCCUGACAGGGUUUGAUUGUCGCUGUGGUAACCUGUUCUGCGGGCUGCACCGGUACUCUGACAAGCACAGCUGUCCCUACGACUACAAGGCCGAGGCGGCGGCCAAGAUCCGCAAGGAGAACCCAGUGGUGGUGGCAGAAAAGAUCCAGAGAAUAUAAGACUCUGUGUGUGUGUCUCCUCCACGAAGCUCUCACCCUCAGCAGGCUGCAGCUUCACUGGCCUGGAACAAACAUGGACUCGCUCUCAACCUGCGUUUUCUAAAGGACUAGAUUUUUUAAAUGACCGUUGGUGGGUCGGGGAACAAGAGGGGUUGAGUGGGAGGGGGGUGUGUUAUCCUGUUCUACGGUGCAUGAACGAUCACAUAUAGCUUUUUUUUUUUUUAGCUGACAAAAAAAUGGCGAUUUACGAA
Messenger RNA from Osmerus eperlanus (European smelt), 1112 nucleotides. Its product is annotated as AN1-type zinc finger protein 5-like. The record is from RefSeq and is a predicted model, not a curated record. Lineage: Eukaryota; Metazoa; Chordata; Actinopteri; Osmeriformes; Osmeridae. The transcript is spliced from 6 exons. Gene Ontology annotation, molecular function: zinc ion binding; DNA binding. Bases 211 to 861 code for a protein of 216 amino acids.